AUGGAAUACGAUGUGGACGGUGGACGGGAUUACGACAUUUUUGACAUAAAUGAAGAGGCAGAGUUGAAUCUUUUUGAGGGAGACAUUGAGCUUGAUGAGAGACAAUCUCGAAAUUCCAUCAUAGGUGAUGAAUACAGAUGGCCAAAGACGGUUCCGUAUUACAUGGAAGAUGAUUUGGAAAUCAAUGCGAAAGGCGUCAUUCUGAAAGCGUUUGAGCAGUACCGGCUCAAAACCUGCAUUGACUUCAAACCAUGGGAUGGUGAACCAAACUACAUUUCUGUCUUUAAAGGGAACGGCUGCUACUCCAAGGUGGGCAACCGGCGACUUGGGAAGCAGACUUUGUCAAUUGGCGCCAACUGUGAACGCAUAGCUACCAUUGAACAUGAGUUCCUUCAUGCUCUGGGGUUCUGGCAUGAACAGUCCCGGGCAGACCGUGAUGAUUAUGUCAAGAUAAUGUGGGAAAACAUCCAAGAAGGUAAAGAACACAACUUUAAUAGUUACAAUGACACCACCUCCAGCUCUUUGGGCGUGCCCUAUGACUACGGUUCCAUGAUGCACUAUAGUAAAACUGCCUUCAGUAAUGGCAGUGAGCACACCAUCGUCACCAAGAUUCCCGCUUUCAGUGAUGUCAUUGGCCAGCGUAUGGAAUUUAGCGACAGUGACCUGCUCAAGCUCAGCCGCCUCUACAACUGCAGUAAGGCACUUACUUUCUUGGAUUCAUGCGACUUUGAACGUGAGAACAUCUGCGGUAUGAUCCAAGGAUCAGAUGAUAAGGCUGAAUGGCUCAGGGUGACUAAAGCUGCUGGCGGCCCAGAUACUGAUUAUUCCAACAUGGGAAAAUGUUCAGGUUCGGGGUAUUUCAUGCACUUCAACACUGGCAUUGGCCAGCUUGGAGAUACAGCUGUGCUUGAGAGCAGGUUGCUUUACCCCAAACGAGAUUACCAGUGCCUGCAGUUCUUCCUCUACAACUGUGGGGAGCCCGGUGACAUGCUGAAUGUCUUGGUCAGAGAGUACUCCACUGCUAACCCCAAUGGAAAGCUGCGCUUUAUAAAGACCAUAGAUGGAAAGCCUGAGGAGCUGUGGCAGCUACACCAUGUGACCUUAAAUGUCAAAACGAAAUUCCGAGUUGUGUUUGAAGGGAAGAAGGGGGCCUCUGGGCCCACAUUGGGAGGGCUAUCCCUAGAUGACAUCAAUCUGUCUGAGACCACCUGUCCAGAGUUUACAUGGCGAGUAAAAAACUUCAGUUAUGUCAUGGACACCACCCCAUCCGACACGGUUAUCUACAGCCCCCCUUUCACCUCUUCAGAGGGUUACACCUUCCAGAUGGGACUGUACCCCAGUGGCCAAAAAGGAAACACUGAUCAGUUAGGUGUCUAUGUUCAUCUGGUCGCUCGUGAAAAUGAUACUGGGCAGAAAUGGCCGUGCCCGUGGAAGCAGAUUACCAUAAUGCUGAUGGACCAACACCCACACAUUCAAAAGCGAAUGUCCAACCAGCGCAGUUUCACCACAGACCCCAACUUGAAGUUAACAGGUUCGGAUUACUUUCACUGGGGUGACCCUCGUAUCAUUGGCAUAGAGGUCACAGAGACAGAUGGGACAAAGUAUUUUCGAGGGCCAAGCACUGGAACAUCAGUGUACCUCACACAACUCAGAGCCAGGAGCAGAGACUUUAUCAAAGGAGGGGAUGCCAUCUUUCUCCUCACCAUGGAAGAUGUGGCUUAUCUGAUUCAAUCUCAACCUCUACCACCUACCACGUCAGUCACCACCACCGCUGCCACUCCAGCCACAGCCUUACCAAUCACCUGUGCCAAUAUAGAAUGUCUGAAUAAUGGAGUGUGUGUGAUGUUUGAAGAAAAGCCUGUUUGCAGGUGUGUGGUGGGUGACGAGUGGUGGUAUUAUGGGAGCAGAUGUCAGUACCAGGGCUCCUCCAAUGAUCAACUGACCAUCAUUCUGAGCUCCACGCUCUCUGUAGUAGCGGCCAUGGUGAUAGUAACGGUAGUCAGCGUUAUGUGUGUGAAGAAAAAGUACAAGAAGCAAACACAAGACACUGGCAACGUCAUGACAAAUGUGUCUGCCACUCGGACACUGUAUUGACGGAGCUGGAACGUCUACACAACUGGGUGAACAAAUAAAUAACGAGUGAAGCAGACCUGUAAGAUAUUAUCUGGUACAUCAUAAUUUUUUACUUCAGUGUUCAGGUGAUACUGGAACAGUCUAUUGUAUUAAAACAGAAUUGCCCUAUUAGCAAUAUGUUUGUUACAGUGUUUUUGGUAAAAGCACUACAAAAUUCGGAAACUGUUAAUACAUUUUUUAAAAUCCCAAUAAACUUUUAUAAUCAUAUGUUCCAGUAUCUUUGUUUUUGUUAAGAAACAAGUCACAGAUUAUAUUUAUAUUCACAAAUUUAAAAUUUAUUAUACCAAAGACGGGAACAUUUGUGUUUCCAUGUGGAUAUAUUUGCAUUACUGAACUUGACACAGUCAUGCCGGCGGUAACAGUUACUGUAGGAGGGAGGGGCAGGGGGAGUACUAUCAUCAACUCCAUGUAUCUGUGUGUGUGUGUGUGUGUGUGUGUGUCCGUGCAUGCAGGUGUGCAUGCAAAAGUCUCGUCUAUACGUGUGCAUUGGAUACGCUGAUUGCUACAGAACAUCACAAACAAAGUGGAGCACACCAUAGCAAUUUUAGUUAUACUGAAUGGAAUGUUGGGGGUUUCAGAUCUUCAAUUGCACAUAUACAUAUGUGUGUGUGUGUGUGUGUGUGUAUAUUUGGUACUUGUGGGUCUACACUGGAUGGGGGGGGUUAUACCUCCAUUGCAGCAAUCUGUGGGUGAACCACACAUCCUCCCUACUACCAAAACCCUCACCGACAUACAGGAACGCAUUCUUUAAAAGCAUCAGUAUACAACAUUUCUCUUAUUUACAGUCAUUGGAAACAAACAAACAAACAAAAAAAUCACCAUUUCUCUCAGAGAAGAUUAGUAAAAGUGACUGUGUCACCAUAAAGACUAUACAACUCCUAGGAGUUAGUAAUUCAAAUUUCUA
This is a messenger RNA of Thalassophryne amazonica, 3037 nucleotides long. RefSeq names its product meprin A subunit beta. The transcript is spliced from 13 exons. Gene Ontology annotation, molecular function: metalloendopeptidase activity; zinc ion binding; protein binding. Bases 1 to 2094 code for a protein of 697 amino acids. Gene Ontology annotation, biological process: proteolysis. Gene Ontology annotation, cellular component: membrane. The record is from RefSeq and is a predicted model, not a curated record. NCBI's taxonomy places the organism in Eukaryota, Metazoa, Chordata, Actinopteri, Batrachoidiformes, Batrachoididae.